Mixia osmundae IAM 14324 is the source of this 3087-nucleotide messenger RNA. RefSeq lists its product as uncharacterized. NCBI's taxonomy places the organism in Eukaryota, Fungi, Basidiomycota, Mixiomycetes, Mixiales, Mixiaceae. The coding region runs from base 1 to 3087 and encodes 1028 amino acids. The transcript has 6 exons. The record is from RefSeq and is a predicted model, not a curated record. Gene Ontology annotation, biological process: regulation of telomere maintenance via telomerase; telomere capping. Gene Ontology annotation, molecular function: G-rich strand telomeric DNA binding; telomerase inhibitor activity. Gene Ontology annotation, cellular component: nuclear telomere cap complex.
AUGCUUCUUGAGGGUCUGGUGGUCAGAACAGACGCAUACAAUCCACACGCAUGCAUCCUAAAAUGUCGCAUCGAAGAAUUUGGCUCAGGCGACUCGAAAGAGCUACAACUCAAAGGUCAUUGGGCAGAGGAGCUGGCUUCUCUGCUCAAGCAUGCCAGGGAUGUCACAGCAAUCGUCAAAUUGGAGUUUGACGCGAUCUGGCAACCCGCUCGAGGCCAGCAGGUCGAUGAAGAACAGCACAAAGGGCUGUGGCACAUCGAUAAUGGCUGUGCGCUGCGAUACAUGAGCCCGACGACAGCCCAGUCAUGUUCGCGACUUAUAGAUAUAGAUCUACGGCAAAAGGCGACCGAUGAGAGGCUAGCGAGACAUAGGAAAUCAGGAAAGAAAGGCAAGACUGCUCCGCUUUCGCCUCAUAAAGCAGGCAAGCAGCUUGCUCGAUCUGACAGUAGCUCUUCGAGCACCAGCAUGGUCUCCGUAGGCUCCGGUUCGCCUCUGAAUGUCGAAACAAUGUCCAAUAGAGCCAAAAAGCAAGCAAGAAGAGCCGCCAAUGGUCCGGCCACGGCGGCGGCUUCAAGCGCAAACUCCUUCACAGCAGCAAAUGAUGUCGAAAGCGAGGCUAGACGUGAGCCUUUGAUGGCCGUAUCACUCAAUCGAUCUGCGAACACGAGCUCUGUCGAUGCAAUGCCAGGUGGCGAUGGCGCUAGUAGCACAAAGCCGACGUCGCCGGCGGCUGUCAUGCCUAGCCUGACGCCAUCGUCGAAGGACCUACAGUCGGAGCCAGCGCAGCGAAAAGAAGCGCUAUUUUUGCGAACGCCCGAGGAGGACGCAAUACUGAAUGAGACGAUGAGCGAGUAUUAUAGCGAGCAUUCGCCAAGCUCUUUACACACGCCCAGAAGUCUCAGAUGUGCUCGUGUCCCGUCAUCGGACCGCACACCUUCAAUAUUGAUUUCGCCUGUCCGUGUGCUCUUCCCCAAGCCAAAACUAGAGCCCAGCGAGCCUGUCGAUAUUCAGCGAUUAGUGCUUGUGCGAGACCUCAAGCCAUCCAAGCCUAGCAAUGUCAUUUUGAGCUCUGUCAUCGUUCACGUGCUCUCCGUAAGAACGAAAGCUCAGCCAGAGACUAAUCAGGCGACACUCAUUCAGGCGACCGAUUACACUAGCAAUGAGCGCCUUCCUGAGCAAUUCGAAACGCGUGCCGGAGGCCGCCAUGUCCUACAAGUCAGCUUCUGGGAUGGCCAGCAUACACUGAUACAGUCGAUGUGCCCUAAACAGGGCAUGUUUCUCGAGAUCAACUCGGCCCCCUUUGCGUGUUCGCCGAAACUCGAGAUUUGGGAGCUCAAGUGCAACAGCAAGUACGGAUCUUUUCGUAUCGUACCGCCAAGCGAAGCUCGCCUCGAACCGAUCAAAGAACGCGAGAUCGCGUUCAACGAUCACAAGUUAUCCGAAAUCCUUACAAGCAACGGCAAACGCAAAAGAGAUUCUCGCGAAGAUGCCCAUAAACCGAGCAAACAAUCUCGAGAUGUGCCACCAUCGUCUACUCAAACGACAUCGACCGCGACAGACCAGAAACGCGAGACUUCUCCGAUGAGCAGCAUCACUCAUCUUGCUCAACUCGUUGUCUCGAUCAGAGACAUGAUGCUUUACCAGCGACAGACGAUAGUUGUCCAGGUUGUCAGUCCCGAUGCGACUCGGGGUCUCUUCUGGCGUAUACGGGCGACGGAUUACACCGAGUGUUGCGAUCUAGAAGACUAUAGAGUAGGCCCCGUGCUAGGCAAGCGUAUCGUGGCGCUCUCGAUCCAUAGAGACGAGCAACAGCACAUCUCCGAUGUAAAGCCAGGCGACUAUCUACUCAUCACGGGAGGCUACCCGAAAUGGGAUAAAGCGAGUCCGAGAGGCCUCGAAAUCAAGGUAUCCCAGCUCAAAGACGCACUGUCCUGCGCGCCAUGCAUCGAGAUCAUUGACGAGAAUCAUCCUGCGCUCGCCAACCUACACAAAAGCCGGACAGCAUAUGAGCACGAUCACAAACCUGUCCAAUUUCCCAAGAGUGAUCCGCCAGAUGGUCCCGAACUGCAGAUCAGACUCAAGGCGGCCACCCAGCCGGCCCAGGCGGCACAAGGCACGACGGUGCGGGCGGAAAGGCUUCGGCUUAUCGAGACGAUGGUUGAGAAGAGCUUCUACGACGUUGUUGGCGAGAUUACAAACGUCUACCCGCAAGAGAAGGGGCGACCCUUUGAAGUCAGAAUCACCGAUUACACAGAGAAUCCACGUGUCAACUCGGAUGGUCACGUCGGCACAAUCAAGGUCGCCAUCUGGGACGCUUGUGGGGAUCUUUUACGCGAGCAAAAGCUUCACCGCGGCACAUUCAUCUACUUUCGCAAUGGACACGCUCGACUCGAUCGCAGCGGGGACCUAGUACUAGACGUGCGCGACAAUGAUCGCAACCAGAGAACCCGGCUCGAACGCUUCUGCAAAACGAUGGAGCCCGAUGAUCAGCUCUUGACCGAUCUACUUGCGCGAAAGCAAAAGCAUGACAGAGAUCCCGAAACUGGCCGCGAUGGCGGUGCACGCCUCGAAGCUCCCAAGCCAGCCUUGACUGUCUGCACUUUGUCAAGCAAGACGGUUGCGAAGAUCAGUGCCAUUCUGGCAGAGCAACCGACCGCCCAGCGCUUUCAUGUGCGCGCACGUCUGCGUGACAUACCACCGGCCACAGACUGGCUAAAGCUACGCAACGGCAAGCUCAGAUGGGAAUUUGUCAUUCUUAUUGAGGACGAGAGUGCACAAGAGAUGGAUGACAUUGACGCAGUUCGCGAAAGACUCUACGUGGAUGUCCGAGGCGAGGCUGCCACCACAUUCUUAGGCUACCUGAAACCUCCUGACGUCGAUGAUCGCGAUGCUUACCGCGCGAGAUUGGAGAUAGCGAAAGCCCGCAUCAGGAAGAUCUCUGGAAGUAUCGCUCUUCACAGCAGUCGUCAUACUCAUCCGACGGAUCUCAAGAAUCUCGGCGGCGCAUUUGCAAUAGGCAUUGAUCGCGUUGUUUGCGGUGAAGGCAAAGCUCGAUACUUACUGACAGACACUGAACUGAAAGCGUGA